UGCACCGUUUUAGUAACUUGGCAGGGUAUGGUGCAUAGAGCUCUAUAUAUAGAGCUUUAUCUCUGGGACAAAGGACGCAGACAAGGGGCCAGAACACCUCAAGCAAUUUGAGAGUGAAAGAGAUUGUGAUAGUGUGCGUGAGAGGGGAGUGUUGGUAUAAAAGAUUGUGGAGCACUCCACGUUGAAGGGAUAGAAUUCGGUGUGUACGGUAUAUAUCAAUCACAGACAAUUAAUAUAUUGGUCUUUGGAUAGAGAGAGCGGUUAAUUCUCGACAAAUAAGUUCGUGGUCAAUUACUAUCGGCUCACAGAGAGAUCGCUGCCAGAGUGACGAGCUGACUACAUAGUGGAUUUUUUUUCCCAUCGGUCCUCGGGGUUUUUUUUCUCUACUACCACAUUAAAUCUCAGUGUCCUUCUAUCCUUCACUUUAUUUCCAUCCCAAUCCAGUUUUCAAGUUAUGAUAUUAUUGUUAUUUGACAAGUUAUAACUCUCGACAAACCUUCUGACCCAUAAAUCGAACAGAAAGAAAGGGGAAAAAAAGAAAACGGCAACUCAAUGAGGAUUACAAAUUAAGAUCAGAACCCGGGCGUCUAUAUAUGGUCUCCAGGACUCUCUUUUAAUAUGGCGACGCUGUGGCUUUAUGGAAGAGGGAGGGCAGCAAUGGCGGAAAAGUUGGUUGAGGAGAAGAAGCAGCAGCAGCUGAGCUACAAGGGAAGAGCCAGGCCUCCGGGGAUAGUGUUGUUGAACCCCAAGCCAAGCAAAGGCCUCACUUCUAAGAUUUUAGACUGUGCUGAGAACCUCAUAGUGAAGCUAACAUCCAGGCUAUCCAGCCAUUCCCCACGGCCUCCUCUUCAUUAUCUCUCCGGUAACUUCGGCCCAGUUUCUGCUGAGACCCCUCCUGUCAAUGACCUCCCCGUGAGAGGCCACCUUCCGGACUGCUUGAAUGGAGAAUUUAUGAGGGUGGGUCCAAACCCUAGGUUUGUCCCGAUCGCAGGUUACCAUUGGUUUGAUGGAGACGGAAUGGUUCAUGGACUGCGCAUUAAAAAUGGGAAGGCAACUUACGUUUCCCGUUUUGUGAAGACGUCAAAACUUAUGCAGGAGGAGUUUUUCGGAUGUGCCAAAUAUGGAAAAAUAGGAGACCUCAAGGGCGUGUUUGGCUUACUUGUGGUCCUCCUGCAAAUGUUGAGAGCAAGCCAGAAGGCUUUAGAUGUUUCCUAUGGAUUUGGAACCGGUAACACUGCUCUCGUAUAUCACCAUGGGAAGCUUCUCGCUCUGCAGGAGCUUGAUAAACCUUAUGUGCUUAAGGUUUUGGAAGAUGGAGACCUGCUAACUCUUGGGAUAAUGGACUAUGAAAAGAGGCUUGCACAUCCCUUCACUGCACAUCCCAAAGUCGACCCAGUCACCGGUGAAAUGUUUACUUUCGGUUGUUCACUAACGCCCCCAUAUGUCACAUACCGCGUCAUUUCCAAGGAUGGUUUCAUGCAUGAUCCGGUACCAAUUACAAUACCAGCGCCCAUUCUGAUGCACGACUUCGCCAUCACUGACAGAUAUGCCAUUUUCAUGGAUCUUCCAUUUUAUUUCAGGCCAAUGGCAAUGGUUAAAGAAAAUAAGCUUCCAUAUGUCUUUGACCCGAUGAAGAAAGCACGAUUUGGUGUACUCCCACGUUAUGCAAAGAAUGAGCAUGAGAUCCGAUGGUUCGAGCUUCCAAGUUGCUUCAUAUUUCACAAUGCCAAUGCGUGGGAGGAGGGAGAUGAAGUUGUUCUCAUCACUGGUCGUUGCGAGGAUCUGGACCUAGAAAUGUUUAACGGACCUGUCAAAGAAGAAGUCAUCCCCAGAAGUUUCCGAUGUGAAUUGUACGAGAUGAGAUUCAACUUGACAACAGGUCUAGCUUCACAAAAGAAGUUAUCAGAAUCCGUCGUCAAUUUCCCCUCUAUAAACGAGACCUACACCGGCAGGAAACAGAGAUAUGUCUAUGGAGCACUCCUGGACGGCGCUGCGAAGGUUGACGGGAUCGCGAAAUUUGAUCUACAUGCUGAACCAGUGGCAGGAAAAGAGAAGGUUGAAGUUGGAGGUAACGUUAAAGGAAUCUUUAAAUUGGGACCAGGAAAAUUCGGUUCAGAAGCAGUAUUUGUACCUCGAGGACAUGACGUUGCUUCUGAAGAAGAUGAUGGAUACUUGAUAUUCCUUGUGCACGAUGCGAACACUGGAAAAUCAUCGGUAUAUGUGGCUGAUGCAAAAACGAUGUCUGCUGAUCCUGUUGCUGUGGUAGAUUUGCCGAACAGGGUCCCAUAUGGGUUCCACGGGUUGUUUCUAACCGAGGAACAACUUCGAGAGCAAGCAAACAUUUGAUUUUCUGCUCGUGUUCGAGGGCCUGCGUUGUAAUUUUUCACUCGUCUUGACAAUAUUUGCUCUCUAUACCACCAUUCCAAGAAAGAUGGACCUCUCCCUCCUGUUGUUGUUGAUGAAUCUAUACAUAUACGCAGUGUGUAUAUUCAGGAGCUAUAUCAUCUUGUGGGCAUGUAGCGACACCUUUGAAAACUUUGUCAAGAUUCAAGAAUGAUUGAACAUUCUGACCUUUUAUUCUCUUUUGUAGAAAGGGUCCACUACUUAUAACGUAAAACGAACAAAAGUGUACAUCAAGUCCGGAUAAACCGAGAAGUCAGGUUCGCCAACAUAUGCCAGAGUACACGACAGGCGUCUCCAUGGGCAGGGGGCACAGUAGAAGACACCAUAACCGUAUACCGUUCGAAGCUCCAUCUUUAAUUAUCAAGUUUGCUCCUUACCGAAAAGAAGAAAUAAUCAAGUCUGCUUCCCUUUUCACAACCUUCGCUGCCCAUCUCCUGGCAAAGCUUCCUCAAUCAACCUAUAAUCGGCAUUAGAACAAUGAUACCCGUCGCACUUCUCCAAAU
Molecule: messenger RNA, 2906 nt
Organism: Punica granatum (pomegranate)
Lineage: Eukaryota; Viridiplantae; Streptophyta; Magnoliopsida; Myrtales; Lythraceae
Source: RefSeq, a predicted model, not a curated record